AUGCUCGAUCGUGAAAAAUGUGCACUGUACAACCUAAGCGUUGUCGCACUGGAUGUUAUUCAUCCUGGAAUUCAAGCUCAGAGUUAUGUGGUCAUCGAUGUGGAUGAUGUCAGCGACAGUGCUCCUCAAUUCAUGCAACCUGUUUAUCAUGUUUCAGUCAGCGAAUCUACGCCUGUCGGCACUCAGCUGCUUAAAGUUGAAGCAGUGGAUCCUGACAUAACUGAUACUUCGCUUAUUUAUGGAAUCACGGGGCCACAUUCGACAGUGCUAUCAGUGGACCCGCAGACGGGAAUCAUUUCGUUAAUGAAGUCGUUGGAUUUCGAAACUGAACGAAUUUUUAAAUUUCGCCUUAUUGUUUCCGAUCCAAUUCAGCUAACAUCGGAAGCGGAUUUACUGCUAUAUGUCAAUGAUACAAACGAUGUAGCCCCGAAAUUUAUAACCGCAUUGGUUCAGAGCGUUGUGGAGGAAGGCGACGUUGCUGGACACUUUGUUGCAAAGCUGGAUGCUCAUGAUGAGGAGUAUUGUGGGAAUAAAAACCGUUUUGUGAGAAAUGAAAGACUGAAAAAAAUGGAUCUGGAUUUACUGGAACGAAUGAGCAUGAGCUUAGAGAGUUAA
Gongylonema pulchrum is the source of this 615-nucleotide messenger RNA. The record is from the annotation of a GenBank genome assembly. NCBI's taxonomy places the organism in Eukaryota, Metazoa, Nematoda, Chromadorea, Rhabditida, Gongylonematidae.